This is a messenger RNA of Humulus lupulus (European hop), 3074 nucleotides long. RefSeq names its product protein GRIP. The coding region runs from base 96 to 2444 and encodes 782 amino acids. The record is from RefSeq and is a predicted model, not a curated record. Lineage: Eukaryota; Viridiplantae; Streptophyta; Magnoliopsida; Rosales; Cannabaceae. The transcript is spliced from 21 exons. Gene Ontology annotation, biological process: reciprocal meiotic recombination.
GAAACAGAGAUCUCAGCAGACUAAAACAGAUCUUCUUCAGCUCACAAAUUGAUUCCAAAGACUUUCGUCGGAGAGAAGUUGAAUUGGAUCGAUCAAUGGAGUCGGAAGAAGAAGAAGAAAGUUCGGUGGCCAUGGCUGAACCAUUCGACCUUACCACUCUUAAAAGACCAACCUUGCCCAAUGGCACUGGAAAUGGACUCUCCGAGUCUGAUUCCACUGCUCACGAUCACCUUGUACAGACCGUCUUUGAACUAGGCUUUCAGAAUGAAUAUCUCAAGUCCCAGUUCCAAGGCUUUGCAGAUUCUCAAUCUACUCCCCAAAAGGACGAACCCGGAGACCACCACCUUCAUCGUCAAGCUCUCGUACAGCUCCAGGAAACCAUCGAAUCCUUGAAUGCGCAGCUUUCUGAAGAGAGACUGACUCGUGUGGCCGCGGAAGAGGCUCUGAAGCAUCUUCAAGGGGCACACUCGGAGGCAGAUGCUAAAGCCCUAGACCUCUCUCUGAAGCUCACUCAAGCUCAACAGAAGUUUGAUCAAGAAAUGAAAGAACGUGAGGGGAAAUACGCUGAUCUUGACUCCAAAUUUAACCGUCUUCACAAAAGAGCCAAACAGCGUAUUCAAGAUGUUCAAAAGGAAAAGGAUGAUCUUGAGGCUCGAUUUCGGGAUGCAAAUGAAUCAGCUGAGCGAGCAUUGUCACAACAAUCGGCAUUGCAGCAUGAGCUGGAGCGUACGAGACAACAAGCAAAUGAAGCAUUGAAAGCAAUGGAUGCAGAGAGGCAACAAUUAAGAAGCGCAAACAAUAAACUCCGGGACAAUAUUGAAGAAUUACGACAUUCGUUACAACCUAAAGAGAGUGCUAUUGAGGCAUUGCAGCAGUCACUUCUAGAGAAGGAUCAGAUGUUGGAAGACAUGCAAGGAUCACUGCAGGCUGCCGAAGAAAAACGGCAAGCUUCAAUAGCUGAACUCUCUGCUAAGCAUCAGAAGAACUUGGAAAGUUUGGAAGCCCAACUUGCUGAUGCAAUUUCAGACAGAAGUAAGGCAACUGAAACUAUUUCUUCUCUUCAGAUGCUGGUUGCAGAGAAGGAAUCAAAGAUUGCAGAAAUGGAUGCAGCAUCAACAGGUGAAGCAGCCCGACUUAGAGCUUCUGUGGAAACUAUCAAAGGAGAAAUUGCUCACUUGAAACAUGAGCAUGAUAAAGAAAGGGAGAGCUGGGAAGCUACAUCUCAGGCACUCAAAACAAGACUGGAAAAUGCUGAGAAUAACUGUAUACGUGCUGAAGUUGAAGUAGCUAAAAUGAGAAGCCAACUGGAAUCGGAUUUAUCAUCACAAACUCAAGUGCUUAAUGCAAAAGAUGCUGAACUAGUAGCUGCCAAAAAUGAGAUCAAACGCCUUGAAGCUGACUUUUCCUCUUAUAAAAUUCGUGCUCAUACACUUUUGCAAAAGAAAGAUGCAGAGCUAGCUGCCGGUAAAGAUUCCGAGCAAGUCAAAGCUCUUGAGGAAGCACUCAAAGAGGCUGAAAAGGACGUUUCAUUGGUUUGUGCUGAAAGAGACAGAGCCCUUCAAGAUCUUCAGGAAGCUCUGGCUAAUCAUGAUACGGAACUUGCAGAAAGAGAGUCAGCUCUUAUUGAUGUCAAGCAGCAAAUUAAGAGCUUAGAGUUAAAGCUUGAUUCUGCUAAUGCACGCAAUCAAUCAGAUAGAGAGACAUGGGAAAGGAAUCUCCGUAACUUGGAAGAAAUGUGGCAAUCAAGAUACGAUGCAUUGAAAGUUCAAAAUGAAGCAUCUUCUGGAGAAGAUAUAGAGAAGGAAUUAGGAGAUCUCAAGCUACGGUAUAAAAAAUUAAAGGAAGAGCACCAUUCAUUGCGUGAUCUUGCUGAUAGGAUGAUUGAGGAAAAGGAUAAUGAGAUCUCCAGACUCUUAGAUGAUAACAAGAAUCUUCAGCGAUCUUUGGAAUCAAGACCAAAAGCUGAUAUGAAUGACAAUUACAACACAGGCUUGCAGAAAGAUGACGCAUCUAUAAGUACCUCUGCAGCAGAACAGCAGAUUCUGAUUUUGGCGAGGCAACAAGCCCAGAGAGAAGAAGAGCUUGCACAGUCACAGAGACACAUCCUGGCACUUCAAGAAGAAAUUGAAGAGCUGGAACGUGAGAAUCGCCUCCAUAGUCAACAGGAAGCCAUGUUGAAGGCUGAGCUUCGCAAGAUGGACCGAACACAGAAGAGGGAAGGGGUGGAUUUGACAUAUUUGAAAAAUGUCAUCCUAAAGCUUCUUGAAACAGGUGAAGUGGAGGCUCUUCUACCUGUGAUUGGAAUGCUUCUUCAAUUUAGUCCUGAAGAGAUACAAAAGUGUCAACAAGCCUAUCGAGCAUCUGCAGAUGCUGUUCCAAGCCCAUCGGGUGAUGCUUCUUCGGGAUCUUCUCGCUCUCUUUUCUCUAGAUUCGCAUUUGCAUAAUUGCAAAAAGGAUGCACAUAAUUCUUUCAUUGCUUGCCUCCUAUUGCAAUCCAGUGCAGCAAAGUUAGCUGCUUGUUGCCUUGGAGGCAGAGCAGAGCAGUGCAUGCUUGCCUCGUUAUCAACAUCAGAGUGGAGGUCCUGUCUGUCUCCGUAAAGUGUUUUACGAAACCACAGGAAAGUGUAAAGAGAGAUUGGCAUGCAUACAUCAAAUUUUAGAGGGAGUGAGGAGGAACAUUUCGACAGUACUUGUUCGUAACUGUCAUUAAAGCUGAUUCAUUGAUUUUUGACGAUUAUUUUUUAGUACAGGGAAAAUGCGUAUAGAUUUUGACAGAGUAUUGUUGGAAAAUAAGACCAAUAUAGAAUGAAGGGUACUCAGAAGAAAAUACACCAAUUAAGCCAAGGAUAGAACCCAAGCAAUUUGGACUUGAGGAGUGGCCUAUGGCCGUAAAAGAAUCGAUUAUAGUUUUCAGUGUGUUCAUAAUGUAUAAUAUAAUCUGUCUUAUGUUUGACUUUCUUUUUAAUUAAUAUUUCGAAGCAAGUGUACUACUUGUUCUUUGUGAACUUCUUUUAUUAUUAUUAUUAUUAUGAUGUUGCAAGUUCUUUUUGAACUUGAAUUUCACUUUGUGACAA